This is a messenger RNA of Ostrinia nubilalis (European corn borer), 3152 nucleotides long. Its product is annotated as piggyBac transposable element-derived protein 4-like. Lineage: Eukaryota; Metazoa; Arthropoda; Insecta; Lepidoptera; Crambidae. The transcript is spliced from 13 exons. Bases 157 to 2799 code for a protein of 880 amino acids. The record is from RefSeq and is a predicted model, not a curated record.
CAUCUGUCAUACACAAACGUCAGUCAAGCAAGUGUGUGGUGUUUUCGUUCGUGUUGUUUAAUUUAAGAAAAAACGUGUUUUGACCGUAUUUACAACCCUCUAAGUCUUGGGCACCGCAACCAUUGAUUUCUGAGAAGAAUAAUCGAAGAAAUUGAGAUGGAAGAACAACAGCAGUUGUUAAGUCAAACGUUGUGCGAAGAAAAUGAAUUCGCGCACUUUUUGUUUCCCGAGGCGCCGCCCACAAAAGAGAAAAUCUCUCUGACGCCUGGAACUUCAGAAGCUCCGCCACCAAACAUAAAAAAUACAGACUUACCUGCAAGACAAGAUGUCCAGGAGGCGGAUAUAACUAAUUCAAUGGACGUACCACUUUGCAAGAGCAAGUCCCCAUACAAAAGAAUUCGUUUUCGAAAGGAUUUGUUUCAAAGGUUACCCAACAAUACAGACGCACCUGCAAUGCAAGAUGUACAGAAUACGGAUACGACUAAUUCAAAAGCUUCCAAGAAAAAGUCGCCCAGAAAAGUAGCAGAUAAAAAGCUCCAAGAAAAAGAAGUCAUGCACCUUUUGUUGCCAGAUGCGUCGCCAAAAAAAGAAUCAACGUCACCAGCCAAAGGUAAAAAAAAAGUGAGGGGCCAGAAGGUUGCUGACAAAACGAACCUCAAUGUUCUUACUACAGAACAGAAAGAACGUCUCUUUGCUUUAAGGGAACAGAAGGAGGUAGUCAGGUUUUUGCUGCCAGAUGCCCCGGAAAAAAAACAGAAAAGAAAAAAAUCUCCAGCACGUAUUCCGUGUCCCCUUACACCUGACACACCACCCACUCCUCCUCUGCCCAAACCUAGAAUUGGUGCCACAGAGUCGGUGGUGGAAAAAACCCCUGCCAAGAGACGACGUAAAUUAGCACAAUUUUCACCUUCAACUGGCACUAAACUCGUGGAGGCCAUCCAGGCGGAAGGAGUUGUGGUGGAUGCUCAUAUCGAGCUAAUUGGAUUUACACCCACAUCCGGUACCAGUACCAUUCCAGACUCAAAUACGUCUACUCCAAAGUCUUUACCCGCAGUUACUAAAGAACCAUCAUUAUUCGGAGACCCGGAGGAAAUGACUUUCGAGUGGCAAAACAACACAGGAAGCGAUGUGGAUGACGAUCUACUUGAUACAGGCACCGUUGACAUUGACGAAGGCCGGUGCAGGAAUGUCAACGAUUAUCCAGCAGACCUGUUUGAUAUAUCUCCUGAGCAUCUGCACCAAUUGCACCAUUUAGAUGCUGAAGACGAUUCUGCAUUACGGGCCAUGGCAGGUAAUGAAGACUUGAUGCAUUUUGCCUGGAGCAGCGACCCCAAAGUCUUUACUGGAGCCAGAGAAGACUUCCAUGGUCCAUCGGGCCCAACAUUCCCAGUGGAGAGUGUCACCCCACUAGACAUUUUCGAGAGGAUUUGGGACGAAGCUAUUAUAGAGCAUAUUAUAAAGGAGACCAAUAGAUAUGCCUUUCAACUUUUUAGUCGGACAAAUUUAACGCAGCAGUCCAGGAUGAGACGGUGGACUGAUGUCACGCGAGACGAGCUAUGGACCUUCUUUGGGAUAAUAAUGUUACACAGCUUUGUCCCAAAUCCCGUCGAAAAAGAGUAUUGGUACCCUCUACUGCCCGAUCUUCAGAUCGGCAACAUUAAAAACAGAAUGUCCUUCAGACGGUUCCUUUUAAUUAAGAAAUGUCUGCAUUUCGUAGACAACACUUCGAUAACUGAGCACUCUACAGGUGAACAAAAAAAACUUAAGAAAAUUCAGCCCAUACUGAAUCAUUUAAAUGAUAAAUUUAGCAGUUUAUACCUACCCGAGCAGAACAUAGCGAUAGAUGAGUCUCUCCUUCUUUGGAAAGGGAAACUCUCGUUCUCCCAGCUCAUCGCCACCAAAGCUGCUCAGGUAGGUAUAAAAAGCUACGAGUUAUGCGAGUCCCGAACAGGAUAUCUGUGGAAGAUGGAGGUUUACGCAGGAAAGAGACACGAUGUAUCAGAAAGUGUGGAACCGGAAAGGGGAUUGAACGAACCUGAGGGGGCCACGUCCCAAAUAGUCUAUCGUCUUGUUCGUCCUCUAUUAGAUAAAGGCUACACUUUGGUGAUGGACAAUUUCUAUAACUCGCCUCUACUGUCACGAACCCUAAAAUCUCGUAAAACAGAUACCAUUGGGACUCUUCGGCUCAAUCGGCAAUUUGUACCGGACAGCCUUCGUAGCAAAACAAAGCUUAAUAUGCGGACGGGGGAGGUUGCCAGCAGCCAAACCCAGGAUCUGACGAUUGUGGUGUGGAAAGAUAAUAAUUUAGUUUCACUGAUUUCCACUUACCACAAAGUGGAAAUCAGUGGAAAAGAAAAACAUGGUGUUUAUAAAUAUAAACCCCAAGUUGUUCUAGACUAUAAUCUUGCAAUGGGGGGUGUCGACAAGAAAGAUCAACUCUUGCAGGCAUACCCCGUUGAAAGAAUCAGAAAUUUAGUCUGGUACAAAAAAUUGUUUCGGAGACUUCUAAAUGUCUCCAUACACAACUCAUACGUAAUUUAUAACUGUAAAACGAAUAUAAGUCAAAGGCUGUUUCGGGUACAACUUGCCGACCAAAUUUUGAAAAAAUACAACCCGCAACUCCCUACGCCGGCUCAGGUGCCAAAAACUGGUCAUUUCCCAACUAGAACCAAUAAAAGAACGCGUUGCAAAUUGUGCGCAAAAAGUAAACUGGAUGUUCGUACUCCCUGGGCGUGUGAUACAUGCUUGGUCAGUUUGUGCAUUGAUGGAUGCUUCAAACGAUUUCAUAUCAGCUCAUAGAUUGUGAGAUUGUUUAAAGCAUCAUCAUGUUUUCUGUCCAUAAUAUGUUUGUCCACACUUGUUCUGGUAAACAAAUAUAUCUUAUUUUAUCAAAAAAUAUCUUUCAAAUCGGUCUAGUUAACGAAGAUAGGAAUAUCCAUCAGAAAUUUGCUCUAAAAUACAACCUAGUUGAAUUGGAAAUGCAAUGCGACAGGCCCGACCCAGUUCUAAAAUAUAAAUAUCGAAUUGAUAACCACGUCCUUUUUGAAGUCGGUUAAAAUAGCCAUCACUUUUUAAACCAUGUAAACUGCACUCUGACUUAUAAAUCUACUAUAGUCUGCUGGUCUGCGAGCACGUAGAAUUUUGUCCAAAGA